GAGAUAUUCACGGAGGUCACUGCCAACAAAUUACUUGCUCGACCCAUCUUCUUCUCUCCUUCACCAUCUUCGCCGUCGUUGGCUUCUUCCAGCGGAUAAGGCCUCUCCGACUUUCCUCCCAACUCACGCCUCCUCCUAAUUCUUCGCCACUUUCACUUUCUACUGAAAUAUUUCCCAACCUUUACCUGCAAAAAUGGCCCAUACUUUCGCCUACACAUCUGCCUCGUCUUUCCGAUUAAACUCCCUCGUUUCUGUUCCGAAUUCUAGCUCUUCUUCUGACUCCCAGAAGUUCUUUCUUCCACUGGAGCCUUUUCACUCGAGGAAACUAGGAAAAUUAGUUGGAGGUGGAAGGAACCUCAAGAAUUAUCCAGUAAAAGCCAUGUACUCGGGGGAGUUUUCAUCAAUGGAUGGGAAUUCUCGCCAAGGAAUUUGGUCUAUAAGGGAUGAUGUGCAAGUUCCAUCUUCACUGUACUUCCCCACUUACGCACAAGGGCAAGGUCCUCCUCCAAUGGUGCAAGAACGCUUCCAAAGUGUUAUAAGCCAGCUUUUUCAAUAUAGAAUUAUUCGUUGUGGUGGACCUGUUGAAGAUGAUAUGGCAAAUAUCAUUGUUGCUCAACUUCUAUACCUUGAUGCGGUUGAUCCCAAUAAGGAUAUUGUGAUGUAUGUAAAUUCCCCUGGUGGAUCAGUUACAGCUGGUAUGGCCAUUUUUGAUACUAUGAAACAUAUUAGACCCGACGUUUCUACUGUCUGCGUGGGACUAGCAGCCAGUAUGGGAGCUUUCCUGCUUAGCGCAGGAACUAAAGGAAAAAGAUACAGCUUGCCGAAUUCAAGGAUAAUGAUCCAUCAGCCUCUCGGUGGUGCUCAGGGUACACAGACUGACAUUGAUAUUCAGGCAAAUGAAAUGUUGCAUCAUAAGGCAAAUCUUAACGGGUAUCUUUCAUACCACACCGGUCAAAGUCUUGAGAAGAUCAACGAGGAUACAGAUCGAGAUUUCUUCAUGAGCCCUAAAGAAGCUAUAGACUAUGGACUCAUAGAUGGAGUUAUAAUGAAUCCUCUCAAAGCUCUCCAACCUUUAGCACCCACGGCUUCCACUGAAGACAAGCCAAACGCGUAAAUUAUAUCCUGCGGUGUAACCGAUUAGAUAUUCUUCUUGUAGAUUUAAAAGUGAAAACCAUCGGAGUGUAUGCAGAUUUUGACCAUUAACAAACGUGGCUUCCAUGCUCUCAUCGUAGCUUAAGCUUGAGAAAUCUUGAAAUGCCCAUUGAAUUACUUACACCCCCAAGAUAUUAUUAUUUUAUUGAAACGUUCAUUAAAGCUACUGCCCUGAUUAAAAGAAAUUUCCUCUCUGGUUGGUUGGGAUGACAUGAAUGAUACUGGCCUAACACUAGUCAAUAUUUGAUUGGUUAUUGUGAAAAGA
Cucumis sativus (cucumber) is the source of this 1417-nucleotide messenger RNA. RefSeq names its product ATP-dependent Clp protease proteolytic subunit 5, chloroplastic. Gene Ontology annotation, biological process: protein quality control for misfolded or incompletely synthesized proteins. The record is from RefSeq and is a predicted model, not a curated record. Gene Ontology annotation, cellular component: endopeptidase Clp complex. The transcript is spliced from 9 exons. Gene Ontology annotation, molecular function: ATP-dependent peptidase activity; serine-type endopeptidase activity; ATPase binding. NCBI's taxonomy places the organism in Eukaryota, Viridiplantae, Streptophyta, Magnoliopsida, Cucurbitales, Cucurbitaceae. The coding region runs from base 194 to 1114 and encodes 306 amino acids.